AUGCGUGAAGAAUUCACUCGCCAUGAAAAAUUAUCCUCCAAAGAACUUUCAGCAAUUGACGUUGAAGUCGGAAAGCACUACAAGCCCAAUGACUUUGGAGACAGGGUAGCCCAGCGUUUUAUCAAGAUGCUCCGUACUUUACCCGAUACAUACUUUGGAAGAGAUCAUUACAUGAGAGCAGUGAUGUUGGAAACCAUUGCAGCAGUCCCUGGUAUGGUCGGUGGUAUGCUCCGUCAUAUGAAAUCUUUGAGAAACAUGUCUGAAGAUCACGGGUGGAUCAUUCAUUUACUCCACGAGGCUGAGAAUGAGCGUAUGCAUUUGAUGACAUGGAUGAAGUGUCUCCAACCUAGUCUAGCCAACCGUCUCCUUGUUCUUGGUGCCCAGGGUGUGUUCUUCAAUGCCUACUUCUGGCUUUACGUAUUUUCACCAAGAAUCGCCCAUCGUAUGUGUGGCUAUCUUGAAGAAGAAGCCGUAAUCUCUUACACCCACUUCUUGGAUGACCUUGACGCCGGCUUGAUCUCCAAUGGCCCCGCCCCUCCUAUCGCUAUUGAUUAUUACAACCUCCAGCCUGGAGCUUCCGUUCGUGACACUGUCUUGGCCAUUCGUGCAGACGAGGCACUUCAUCGAGACGCAAACCACCACUUUGCGGAUCGUAUUGCAGCACAUCGUGAGAACCUCUUAGCUGAUGUACAAGCUAAGGCCUAUAGCGAAGAACAAUCCAGGAGAGUAGCGAAAUCUCCACAUUACACUCAAACAUCUCUUCACUGA
Molecule: messenger RNA, 768 nt
Organism: Phycomyces blakesleeanus NRRL 1555(-)
Lineage: Eukaryota; Fungi; Mucoromycota; Mucoromycetes; Mucorales; Phycomycetaceae
Gene: AOX
Product: alternative oxidase
Exons: 3
Coding region: 1-768 (255 amino acids)
Biological process (GO): alternative respiration
Cellular component (GO): mitochondrion
Molecular function (GO): alternative oxidase activity
Source: RefSeq, a predicted model, not a curated record